AUGAGCAAAGCCCUGGGAGAAGACGAAGACGAAGAAGAACAAGAACAAGACCAAGACCAAGACCAUGACUGUUUCUACGACUCACACGACCGUUUACUCUCUCUCUCUUCCUCCUGCUCCUGCUCCAACUCCAACUCCGACAACGAAGAAGCCGAAAACGACACCCAACCCCAUCCAAACGACACACUCCCCAAUUUUCCCCUCACCAACAACUACGACAUAUGGAUCUCCCAACCAUCCUCCGUCUCCGAGCGCCGCACGCGCCUCCUCCUCUCCCUAGGCCUCUCCUCCCUCACGCGCCCAAACCCUCAACCUUCUCCACGCGAUCGCCUCUCCCCAAUCCGAUCCAAAUCCGACACCACAACCGCCGCAGCCGCCGCCACCUCCUCCUCCGCCGUCGCCAACCCUAGGCCGCCCAACCCCAAGCCUCCGUCCGAAGAGCUCUGCACGAUACGCGAUCUCGACAACGGGAAGGAGUUUGUGGUGAACGACUGGGAAAAUCUCCGGGAGGUUGCCACGGGGCGGCACUUGACGAUGGAGGAGUUCGAGAUGACGGUGGGGCACUCCCCCAUCGUUCAGGAACUAAUGCGGAGGCAGAAUGUUGAAGAGGCUAGCGUGGAUUCUAAUGCGAGUGGCUCCAAGGUGAAGAAGAAAGGAGGGGGGUGGUUGAAGAGUAUCAAGAGUGUCGCGAGCUCCGUCGCCGGGUACAGGGAUCGCCGGAGCAGCGAUGAGAGGGACACCUCGUCGGAGAAGGGUGGCCGGCGGUCCAGCUCCGCCACCGACGACAGCCAGGACGGGACGUUUCACGGCCCGGAAAGGGUUAGAGUGAAGCAGUAUGGGAAGAGUUGCAAGGAGGUGACGGCGCUUUACAAGAGCCAGGAGAUUCAGGCGCAUAGUGGGUCUAUUUGGAGCAUUAAGUUUAGUUUGGAUGGGAAGUAUUUGGCGAGUGCUGGUGAGGAUUGCGUGAUUCAUGUGUGGCAGGUGGUGGAGGGGGAGAGGAAGGGGGAGCUGCUGCUGCUGGAUAGGGAGAAGGGGGAGGAUGGGGGAAAUGUGAAUAUGUUUUUGGUGGUGAAUGGGUCGCCGGAGACGACUGCUGCGGCAAUGCUGUCGCCGCUCAGGGAUGUGGAGAGGAAGAGGAAGGGGAGGUCCAGUGUGAGUAGGAAGUCCUUGAGCCUGGACCAGUUUGUCGUGCCGCAGACUGUGUUUGCACUCACUGACAAACCCGUUUGCUCCUUUCAGGGACAUCUACAUGAUGUGCUUGACCUCUCAUGGUCCAAGUCUCAGCACUUGCUCUCAUCUUCAAUGGACAAAACUGUGCGGCUGUGGCAUCUUUCUAGCAAGUCUUGUUUGAAAAUAUUUUCACACAGUGACUAUGUAACUUGCAUCCAGUUUAAUCCUGUUGAUGAUAGAUACUUCAUUAGUGGAUCUUUGGAUGCUAAGGUUCGCAUAUGGAGCAUUCCUGAUCGACAAGUUGUUGAUUGGACUGAUCUGCACGAAAUGGUCACUGCUGCUUGUUAUACACCUGAUGGUCAGGGUGCACUGGUUGGUUCAUACAAGGGUAGCUGUCAUUUAUAUAAUACAUCUGAAAAUAAGUUGCAACAGAAGAGUCAGAUCAAUCUGCAGAACAAGAAAAAGAAAUCACAUCAUAAAAAAAUUACUGGUUUCCAGUUUGCCCCUGGAAGUUCAUCAGAAGUACUUAUCACAUCUGCUGACUCAAGAAUACGGGUGGUUGAUGGUGUUGACCUGGUUCAUAAGUUUAAAGGCUUUCGGAAUGCAACUAGCCCAAUUUCAGCAUCCCUCACAGCAAAUGGUAAAUAUGUUGUCGCAGCAAGUGAGGACUCCCAUGUAUACAUCUGGAAAAAUGAGGCUGAUUGCAGGCCCAACAGAAGUAAAGGUGUCACUGUCACGCGAUCAUAUGAACAUUUUCACUGUAAAGAUGUGUCAGUGGCCGUUCCCUGGCCUGGUAUGGGUGAUGCAUGGGACAUGCAUGAUACAUUUUCUGGAGAACAACCCGAGCUUGAUAACAAUGCUGAUGAGGUCUCAUCAGCCAAUCAUCCUCCUACCCCUGUAGAGGAAAACUUUGUUACCGAGGGUUCAAGAUCUGCAUCUGGUUACAGCAAUAGUCCACGCCAUGCAACCAUUGCAAGUGCCACAAAUAGUUACUUUUUUGAUAGAAUUUCUGCAACAUGGCCAGAGGAAAAACUUCUUCUGGCUGCAAGAAACCAAAGCCCUCGUGUCAGUAUGGAUUUCUCUAAUGGGUUAAGUCAAAAAAUGUCAGCCUGGGGUAUGGUGAUUGUAACUGCCGGCCUUCGAGGGGAAAUUAGAACUUUCCAAAAUUUUGGAUUACCACUUCGAAUAUAA
Sphenostylis stenocarpa is the source of this 2361-nucleotide messenger RNA. NCBI's taxonomy places the organism in Eukaryota, Viridiplantae, Streptophyta, Magnoliopsida, Fabales, Fabaceae. The record is from the annotation of a GenBank genome assembly.